GUCUCUUGUGCCUGUGUGAUAAAGUUUAACUACAAGCAGAAAGCAGUCAUUUGUGUCCCUGCAGCUCUAAUUCCAUUAAUCAGCCUCUCAUCAUCUCACAGGGAGUGGGACUUGUGCCUCUGCUGAAAUGUGGAAACUGAACAAGAGCAAAGUUCUUAUAGAAGAUUCACCUGAUGAAGAAAUUCAGGCUCAGCAAGAUGCCCAGAUCAAAGACCAACUGCUUCAAGAAGAAGUGCAGUCCCCAGUGUCUCAGCUUGCUACAAAGGAACUACAGAGUUUAAAGACAAGUUUCUCUAGCAUGAAAGGGCAAGUUACAGUCCAGGGUGCCAGUUUUAGAGGAUGGAAGGAAGUGACCUCUAUAUUCAACAAGGAUGACGAACAGCAGCUGCUAAAAGGAGCUAAAUCUAAAGUAAUAUCUGCGAAACCAAAAGAAGAUCUAAAGACGGAAAAGAAAGCUGGCUUUUGGGACAGUUUAGCAAUAAAACAGAACAUUCAGCCAAAGAAAGCUGAUGAGAUUGAGGGCUGGGAACCUCCACAUAUAACAGUAGAGGAGUCUCCAACUUUUCCUGAUGAUGGAUUAGAUGAUCCCAAUUCCUGGCCGGGCUGGGAGGAUGAAACCAAAGGAUCCACAAAAUAUACAAACCUGACCAGUUCAGGAAACAGCUCCAGGUGGAGCAUAAAAUCAGCUGGGAAACUGGUUAGUAUUCGAAGGCGGAGCAAAGGAAACCUGACAGAGAACUGGAAGGAGUUAGAAUGAAAACCAUGGCAAGCGAGCAAUAUGCAAUGUCUUUCCACUGUGAGGCUGCAGGUUUCAUGAUUUUCAUGUCAUUUUAUACCAAAUUCUAUUAAGUAUUGUAUACCUACUUUUAUAUUUAUCUAGAUCCUACAGAAAUAAAUUUGCACUUCUACUGUCUUCAAGUUAUUUAACAGAGCCGUUCUGAGAAACAGCUGUGAAAGGAGUAGGUGCUUCGCCUAUGCCUACACUUUGUAAAAGAAAAUUUGGCUGUACCAAAAAAAAUAAAUAAAUAAAGGAGAUUUCCUCUGUGAAUGUAUACACUGGGUAUAAAAUAGACUUGCUUAGACUGUUACCAUUUAAGGCAGGGAUGUCAGACAGGCAGCUCGCAACUGUUGCUGAAUUACAUAUCCCUUUUCAGCCAGCUUCAGCGUAUUCAUAGGAGUUGUAGUUCAGCAACAGCUUUAGGGCAAGAGGAUUAUGGGAGAUGUAGGUGUGCAACAGCCUCAAGCCUGGCAUCCCUGAGAUAAGGUUAUUUGCCUUGAACAUUAAACUGUCAAGUGCCUGUAUUUCACCUUGCUAACGUAUUUGUGAUGCACAGCUUAAUUUAUUCGUAAAUUAAUUUAGUCAUUUUUUUUUUUAAGCAACUGGCUUCUUUAUAAUGACGUGUUAUAGAAUUAAAGCCACGUAUAUUAUGUGUAACCUAUUAAAACAAAAAUAUUGGGCAAUGUUCGUUUCCAGUAUACUGUAUGUCUGGUGUUAGAAGUGAGGCAGCAGUGUUCAACCUAUAACUCUCCAGCUGUUGCUGAACUACAGCUUUCAGCAUCCCAGUCACCAACACCUGGAGAUGCACAGGUUCAAUGUUUCAGAAGAAUUUUGAAAACUACAACUUCCUCUUCAGAGGAAUGCUGGGAGAUGCAGCUAACAAAAGUUGGAGGAGCAAGACUCUAACAGACUUAAAAUAUCAAUUAAAGUUGGGGUGUUGCUGGGCUUUUCUGUAUUCCUAUGAAAUGUUUCUCUCAUAUCGUUUUGACACACUAGUAGGCAGAUUUAUCAAGGGUCGAAGUGAAAAUUGUAAAUGGAAAUGUUAAAAUUCGAUUUGAGGGUUUUUUUUUUUUUAAGAUUUUUGAGAUUUAUCAUACACGGGCCCUUUAAGAACUCGAAUUAGGCUAUUCGCCACCUAAAAGCUGCCGAAUUGCUGUUUUAGACAAUGGCAGACGUCCUGGGAUCAAUUUGGAGUUGUUUGCAGCCUUCCUGACGUUCGAGUUUUUUUCGGAGAUAAAACUCGAAUAAAGUUUUUAAAACUCAAAUCAAAUUUGAUUUGAAUUUGAUUUGAGUUUUCCGGUCGAUCGUAUACACCCAAGUUUUGAAAAAUAUAUAUUUUUUUUUUAAAUACAUUUUGAAAAAAACUCCCAUGAAUUCGAAAUUCGACCCUUGAUAAAUCUGCCCCUAGUUGUGUAGAACAAACUCCAGCAUUCCCUGCAUUUACCUGCUUCACUGGUGACAGCAUUAUGGGAAUUGUAGUUGUACAACAGUUGGAGCUCAUAGGCCUCUUCUGAUUCAAAUCCCACUGCGUGCAUUUUAUUCCAAGAUCACCUGAGGAUAAAGAACUUUUGCAGAAAAGAUGGAGAGAGAGUGUUACAGUAUCAGUGCAUGGAGAUUAGUUGCCUGGGGGUAAAUCUGCUCUACAAUGGGCAAUUAAUCUCCAAAAAAACACUUUCCCCCUGACAAUAAUGUAAAUUGCAGCUGGGGAAACAUAUGCAUGGCUUUGGGUGUCUCAAGUGACCCUAUGUUUUCCUUUCGAAGCAACUGCAGACUGAUGUUUCCCCACCAGUUAUUUACAUUAUUGCCGGUAAAAAGCAAACUAGGGAUGUUCCGCCACCCGCAGUAGCGCAGAUAUAUUGCAGGUGGCAAAAUGUCCCUUGUGUCGGGCCCUAAGGGUUGUGGUCAAACAGUCAGACUGCUAAGAAGUGAGUUUAAUGGCUGAAGCCUUACCAAGAAGAAUUCAGAUGGACUAUAGCUAUAGAGCAAGAGAGCUAUGCAAUGUAGUGUUCAUUAUUUAUAUUGUUUUUAUUGUUGUUUUUUUGUUAGGGUCACUGUUAGACUUCACCUUCCAAAAUAUAUGCUUUGUAUUUUUUUGCAUCUUGAAUAAAGAACUAAGCUCAACCAAGAAACCUUGUUACAAUAUUGUUGUCUGGAAAUAUUUGUAUAAUGGCACUUUAUAUUCUCCAAAUAAAACAACAUUCUACACUA
Molecule: messenger RNA, 2986 nt
Organism: Xenopus laevis (African clawed frog)
Lineage: Eukaryota; Metazoa; Chordata; Amphibia; Anura; Pipidae
Gene: tdrp.L
Product: testis development related protein L homeolog
Biological process (GO): spermatogenesis
Cellular component (GO): cytosol; nucleus; cytoplasm
Source: RefSeq, marked provisional